Dovyalis caffra is the source of this 186-nucleotide messenger RNA. The record is from the annotation of a GenBank genome assembly. Lineage: Eukaryota; Viridiplantae; Streptophyta; Magnoliopsida; Malpighiales; Salicaceae.
AUGGCUUUCUCAGCAGCCUUAGAGAAAGCUGUGAACUCGUGGGAACACAAAAAGAAUAGAAAGCUUCGUGCAGUUCUCUGGUGUCUGAUCAUCGAUCGCUCUCACCUCUCCAGUUGGACUCAAGCAUUUGCGGUUAGCGACUCAAUUCCCACUUAUGUACGAUUGCUGCUUCUGGCUUUUGCUUAG